This is a messenger RNA of Cladocopium goreaui, 635 nucleotides long. Lineage: Eukaryota; Dinophyceae; Suessiales; Symbiodiniaceae. The record is from the annotation of a GenBank genome assembly.
GCAUCCUGCAGCUUCUUUUCCUUCGAAGCAUGGUCCUUCGCUAUGCUGCCUGGAACCGGAGUUUACAGGGGCGGCCUUUUGCAUCGUCAUUGUAUUGAAGGAAAUCCCAACUUCGAACAGCUAGAUGACUUCGCGAAUGCUGAGAUCGAUGAGGAAGGCAACUUGACCCUGCAUGCAUGGGCAAGCAUUGUGUCAACUGCCGAAGGGCCACCAGCACCCUGGCCAACCGAAGUGCUUCUUCCAAUGAAUUGCAGAAUGCGCCUAAUUGAAGCUUGGUAUGGGCAUCCGUCUGACCCAAGUCGGCGAAUGGAUGUGACACAACGGGUUGCAGCUUUCAUGAAUGGCCACGAGAAUGUGGGAUCGCCGGGAUCAGGGUCUGUUGCCUGCAUUUGGGCCAUGGCUUCACCUGUCCAUACCUGUCCCACUGUCCAGGCACAUGACUGUGAUGAACUGUCCAGCCGUGUCCCAGAGCGAAGCUGAAUGCUGAGGCUUGGAGGAUUGCUGCGGCAGAAUUGCUAUCGACAUGGAAAGCUUUGCCUUCCUGCCACCUCUGAGUUCUGGGGCGAGGAUCCAGCACGCUUUGUGUGGAAGAAGUUGGUCGUGCGACUGCGCCCACGCUCAAAUUGAUCCAAAAA